AUGGCACGACAUAGAGCAAACUUAAAACAAGCGAAUGUUACAAAAAAGAAAAAAAGAAGUUGGAAUUGUUGGGAAAAAUUGGCAAUUAUUACAUAUUUAGAAAAAAACCCUAGUGCUAGCAAACGAAACACUACAGAAAAAUUUGGCAUAGAACCAAAACAAUUACUUAAAACUAAAGCCCAACAGUUAGCCAGACAAUUGCAUUUUAUUUCAAUUUAUCCAAAUAUUAAUGAAUAUAAGUGGAGUGAUAAAUGGCUAGAUGGUUUUAUGCACCGUCAUAAACUAAGCAAUCACUGUCGAACUACUGUUGCACAAAAAUUACCAGAAGAUCUUGAACCAAAAAUAAAUCAAUUCUUAAAUUUUAUACUUUAUCGACGUAUACAAUACGAUUAUCCCCUUGCUCUUAUGGGUAAUAUGGAUGAAGUUCCACUAGCAUUUAAUAUGCCAUCAAAUC
Molecule: messenger RNA, 454 nt
Organism: Dentiscutata erythropus
Lineage: Eukaryota; Fungi; Glomeromycota; Glomeromycetes; Diversisporales; Gigasporaceae
Source: the annotation of a GenBank genome assembly